AUUCUGCCAUGCUUCCCAGGGCUUGCGGUGAACGUGAAGAUGGAGUUCAACGAACAUCACAUGAGCGAACUUGGAAGGCGUGCUGGGGGGCUCUCCUGCAAGGGCAAGGCGUCCAACAUGUGCGCGGUGCACGGCGGCAGCUGCCCAUGUCGAUGCGGUGAGGAGGACCUCUUCGCCGACCCUCGCGAGUCGCCCUUAACCAUGAGCUGGGGUUGGCCCAGGUGUCAGGCAUGGUGCCCUGGAGGUGGCUAUCAGGGGGUGGCCCACAAGUCGAUCGGCGCAUUCAACAUGUGGAUCGAGGAGGCCACGCGGUUCGACAUCGUGCUCAUGGAGGAGUCCGACCAGUUCCCUGUGGAGAUCACGAUUGAAGGCAUGUCGCAGACCCACAAG
Prorocentrum cordatum is the source of this 390-nucleotide messenger RNA. NCBI's taxonomy places the organism in Eukaryota, Dinophyceae, Prorocentrales, Prorocentraceae. The record is from the annotation of a GenBank genome assembly.